GAUGACGUGCUGCUAAACGACAGUCAAACUCUUGGAAACUGUGGCUUCACGAAUCAAACAGCCCGACCCCAGGCUCCAGCCAUGGUGGGGUUAGCUUUUCGUCUGGGCGACGACUCGUUCGAGCAGCUGAGGAUCGAGUCCUUCUCCACUCCGCCGGAGCUUCCAGACGUCAUGAAGCCCCAAGACUCUGGCAGCACAGCCAACGAGCAGGCGGUCCAGUGAGGGGUGGGGCGGGGUUCUGAAGACGGGAACCACAGCGAGGGCGGACGGGAGGGCACGUUUGGGGGGAGGGGGGGUUGAAUUUUGGGAAGAGGUGCCUCAGCGGGUUAGGUUUUCCCAUAUUGCCAACGCAGCUCUUCAAGUGAGGCAUAAACAAUAACAAAUGUGGACUCCCUUUUAAAUUCGUGGGGCUCCAGAGUGGUUAAUUUGUCUUGAAAUUAGUGGGCGCAUGCUAGAUAAAUUUCUAUUUUCACACAGAACCCUUCAGACGCACCUGAUGGACUCGUCACGACACUGUCGGUCAUCUGGUUGGUAAAGGCUGCAGCCAAGAAUUGUACCUCUUAUUUAAUGAUUUCUCCUCUUUAUUUUGGAGCGAGGUUAGCGCUGCCUUGCUCGCGGUCUUUACUUUGCUGGCUUACAAGUUAAAGUUGACAACGUGUGACAUUUUUAGGCUGUUAUGUUUUGUGUUUCUAUAACUAAAGUUUAUUUGUWUUUGUUUUUUUCUUCUUCUUUAGCCUGGAUAUGUGUCGCAACUACAAGUGAGAGUUUGUGAAUUUCUAAAUUAUCAUCUGUAUUUCAGAAACCUUUUGAACAAUGCUCAAAUAAAAAUAGAUUUACUUGUU
This is a messenger RNA of Austrofundulus limnaeus, 842 nucleotides long. RefSeq names its product elongin B (gene elob). Gene Ontology annotation, biological process: transcription elongation by RNA polymerase II. NCBI's taxonomy places the organism in Eukaryota, Metazoa, Chordata, Actinopteri, Cyprinodontiformes, Rivulidae. Gene Ontology annotation, cellular component: VCB complex; elongin complex. The record is from RefSeq and is a predicted model, not a curated record. Gene Ontology annotation, molecular function: protein binding.